Messenger RNA from Meloidogyne enterolobii, 777 nucleotides. Lineage: Eukaryota; Metazoa; Nematoda; Chromadorea; Rhabditida; Meloidogynidae. The record is from the annotation of a GenBank genome assembly.
AUGUUUUCCAAAAAAAUGUUAUUUUAUGUUUUUAUUUUGGUUUAUGCUUCAAGUUUUGGGUUGAGUAAUGGAGAAAGUGAAGAAAUUAUAGCUAAAAAUGUUAAUCUUUACUUAUAUUCAAUCGUACUUCUGAAUAAUUCCAUUAUAUUUAUUUUAGGACAUCCAGGAUUGCCUCGGUCACCUAAAAAUGAAAAACCUUCCGAAAAAGAAAAGAAAGAACCUUCCGAAAAGUCGAAAAAUUCUGAAACUUCUGAGGAACCAAUCAUCCAAUUGCCAAAUAAUUAUACAAACAUUACUAAUCCAAAAGUCAACGAAUCCGAUUAUGGACCCAAUGGAGAUUUUAAAAUUUAUACCCCAAUUCAUGGCACUGGAGAUGUUUCUGCUCUUCGUCAAAUUUUGUUUAGAGAGGAUCCACGUUUAAAUGGAGGAAAAGUCCCCUUUGCCUUUCAAUUCUGCCCGCCUGCUGAACCUAAAAACGAAACUGAAACUAAAUGCAAAAAUUCAACUGCUGGUUAUUUGGUUUGUUAUGUGGGCCAGCUUGAUCCUGAACGUAAAGAUGGAAUUGCUGUUAAAUAUGCUGUAAAGAACAAGAACAACGAUCCGAUUUUUAAGGAAUGUACCGAUAAAUCACUCAAAUCUAAAAAUGCUGAUAAAAAGAAAGGGAACGAACCGGACUACGAUUAUUGGAAUAAUGCUGGACCUAAACAUGGACUUUUGGUUAAAUACUUGUCUGGCGGCAAUUUUAGCUUUUCAGCCAGUUAUCUAAAGGAAUCGUAA